AUGGAGGUCGACCAUGCAGUAGUUGUCUCGUUCGUAAUCGCGAGUGUUCCUAUCUCCCCAGCAAAAGGGGUGGCUCACGAAAGCGGCAACUGCACGGGCGGCCAGAAACUGAUGCUAUCAGUCGUUGCCUUCGAGCAAAUCGACCAUCUCAUCUCUCCAGGUGCUGGACUGAGACGAACGUUCAAUACCGAAGCGCGGUCUGAAGCAGAUGUGGAAGAUCACCAGUGUUUUGAGAACGACCUCGGUAAAGAGUCUGCCACUGUAAGGAUUUAUGAAAGUGAAAAAAAAAUUUCCCCGCUCAGUCUUGCAAUUUCGGCAAUUCUAGUCCUCAUUCCCUUGACACAGGAGACCAGUUGCGGCCCGGGAACUCAUAGAUCAGAGCGGAGAUCUUUUGCACAACGUCUUACGCAGGCAGCACUUGAACGUGUGGAAGCUGACUCUGAAUCUCUUGCUUUUGCAGUUGAUUACCCUCCGGACUCACUCGAUGAAUUGGAGACAGCAUCUCGCAACCCAUUUCACCCGCACACUCCUGUAGGGCUGGAAAGCAUCCUCGCACUUCUCAUUUUAAGCAAUUAUGAGCAUACUCAACGUGGAAAUCUGCUUAAAAUGGUCACUCGGGCAAAUCAGGCACUAGUUACAGCGAAGGCUUUAUCUCUCCAUCGCCUGGGACCGGAAAAUGACAAAUAUUCAGAGGCGAAGAGGAGAGCUUGGUGGAUGACGUACUGCUGCACACAUCUGUGCUCUAUCGUUCGUCAGAGUUCCUCUAUUAGCAUCGAUGACGACAGCAAUUUCAUAACACCAUUUCCCCGUUUAGAAUCAGACCCAGAGGCCUGGGCGAUAUUUGCCGAAUCGCUGCGAAUCUCAGUAGCUAGCGUUCGACUCAUGGCUAGCCUUGGAGCCUCUAUGAACUCGCAGGCAGACAUGUCGAGCAUCUACGAUCAGAUCGCCAAACUUGACAAGCAAAUAAUACAGACAGCUACAAGAGUAGAGGCACAACUUCCCAUGUCAUACACCGAAGGCCAAGUCCAAGGGACUCGCGCUAUAUCGCAAAUGUUUUGCAUGUCCACGGAUACGCCAUCCUCCAUCGAGCGCCAGGUCGAGGAGCUUCGUCACGGUCUCGAAGGAAUUAUCACGACAAUGGAAGACUUUGCAAGAACUUCUGAGGCGAUUGAUGAUGAACUUCAGGUUUCAUUCCAAGCAGCGUUCCAAGGCGAUCUAGAAUAA
Messenger RNA from Penicillium cosmopolitanum, 1224 nucleotides. RefSeq names its product fungal specific transcription factor domain-containing protein. The record is from RefSeq and is a predicted model, not a curated record. Lineage: Eukaryota; Fungi; Ascomycota; Eurotiomycetes; Eurotiales; Aspergillaceae. The transcript has 9 exons. Bases 1 to 1224 code for a protein of 407 amino acids.